Grammomys surdaster is the source of this 1567-nucleotide messenger RNA. RefSeq names its product DNA methyltransferase 3 beta (gene Dnmt3b). Gene Ontology annotation, molecular function: DNA binding; DNA (cytosine-5-)-methyltransferase activity, acting on CpG substrates. Gene Ontology annotation, biological process: negative regulation of transcription by RNA polymerase II. Bases 299 to 1465 code for a protein of 388 amino acids. Lineage: Eukaryota; Metazoa; Chordata; Mammalia; Rodentia; Muridae. Gene Ontology annotation, cellular component: nucleus. The transcript has 10 exons. The record is from RefSeq and is a predicted model, not a curated record.
CACCCACUCCCGUGCGCGCCCGGCCAGAAGCGUCCUCGUCGCCGCCCCUCGCCUCGGAGCCGCAGCCCGCGUGGACGCUCUCGCCUGAGCGCCCCGGACCAGCCCGGGUGGCCCACUGGCUCGCGGGCGAGCGCUCGGGCGCUCCCGGCCGGCAGCGCGGGGGUUAAGCGGCCCAAGUAAACGUAGCGCGGCGAUCGGCUCCGGAGAUUCGCGAGCCCGGCACCCCGCGCCGACCGCCGGCCACGACCCGCGGCGCGACCGCGGCGCCGCGCCACAGCCAGCCUCGCGACAGCUGACCAUGAAGGGAGACAGCAGACAUCUGAAUGAGGAAGAGGGUGCCAGCGGGUACGAGGAUUGUGUCAUCAUCGAUGGGCCCUGUAGUGACCAGUCCUCAGACACGAAGGAUGCUCCCUCACCCCCAGUCUUGGAGGCAAUCUGCACAGAGCCAGUCUGCACACCAGAGACCAGAGGCCGCAGAUCAAGCUCACGGCUGUCUAAGAGGGAGGUCUCCAGCCUUCUGAAUUACGCGCAGGACCUGACAAGAGAUGGAGAUGGGGAUGAUGAAGUGGAUGAUGGGGAUGGCUCUGAUAUUCUAAUGCCAAAGCUCACCCGUGAGACCAGGGACACCAGGACAUCCUCUGAAAGCCCAGCCGUCCGAACUCGAAAUAGCAACGGUACCUCCAGCCUGGAGAGGCAAAGAGCCUCCCCUAGAAUCACUCGAGGCCGGCAGGGCCGCCACCAUGUGCAGGAGUACCCCGUGGAGUUCCCGGCCACCAGGUCUCGGAGGCGUCGAGCCUCAUCUACAGCGAGUACACCAUGGUCAUCCCCUGCCAGCACUGACCUCAUGGAAGAUGUGACACCUAAGAGCAGCAGUAUUCCAUCGGUUGACUUGACCCAGGAUGAUCAUCAGGAGGACAUGGAUACCACACAGGUGGAUACAGAGAGCAGAGAUGGAGACAGCACUGAGUACCAGGAUGAGAAGGAAUUUGGAAUAGGUGACCUCGUGUGGGGAAAGAUCAAGGGCUUCUCCUGGUGGCCUGCCAUGGUGGUGUCCUGGAAAGCCACCGCCAAGCGCCAGGCCAUGCCCGGAAUGCGCUGGGUGCAGUGGUUUGGUGAUGGCAAGUUUUCUGAGAUCUCUGCUGACAAACUGGUGGCUCUGGGGCUGUUCAGCCAGCACUUUAAUCUGGCCACCUUUAAUAAACUGGUUUCUUAUAGGAAGGCCAUGUACCACACUCUGGAGAAAGCCAGGGUGCGAGCUGGCAAGACCUUCCCCAGCAGCCCUGGAGACUCACUGGAGGACCAGCUGAAGCCCAUGCUGGAGUGGGCCCACGGGGGCUUCAAGCCCACUGGAAUCGAGGGCCUCAAACCCAACAACAAGCAACCAGUGGUUAAUAAGUCGAAGGUGCGCCAUUCAGGCAGUAGGAACUUAGAACCCAGGAGACGCGGUAUUACCUCACCAUCUUAAGUGGUUUUCUUUGCUCUCUCUUGCAAUUUCUUGACAUCUACCACUCACUGGAGAAGAGUCAAAUCUGCUAAACUGAUCUGAGUCACUCCCCCGCACUCCCCA